AUGUUCCGCAACGCCCUCCGUCAGUCGACGCGUGCUGUCGGCGCCGUCAGUGCCGCCAGCCGAGUCUCCAUCCGAAAUGCCGCACCCGCCAUCACCUCUAUCCAGGCCCGUACCUACGCCGAAGCCAAGGCCUCUUCCAGCGAGGUCUCGUCUAUUCUCGAGCAACGUAUUCGUGGUGUUCAGGAGGAGGCUAGCCUCGCUGAGACCGGCCGUGUUCUGUCUAUCGGGUAUGUAGAGGAAAUUAAGCCCAGUGCACCAAGGAGUCGCGAGAGGCCCGACCAGCUCCAGCUGCACGGCACUGGUAACAACGACAUAAGCGACAUCGUUAAACCCCUAAAUGCUACGCUGAUGAAAACUAACCAAACAAUCAAAAGGUUCGCGUCUGGCGUCAAGGGUAUGUGCAUGAACCUCGAGGCCGGCCAUGUCGGUGUUGUUUUGUUCGGUUCCGACCGUCUUGUCAAGGAGGGCGAGACUGUCAAGCGUACCGGCGAGAUUGUGGAUGUUCCUGUCGGUCCCGAAAUGCUGGGUCGUGUUGUCGACGCUCUCGGCAACCCAAUUGACGGCAAGGGUCCCAUCAACACCAAGGAAAGACGUCGUGCUCAGGUCAAGGCCCCCGGUAUUCUGCCUCGCAAGUCCGUCCACGAGCCCGUCCAGACCGGCAUGAAGUCGAUUGACGCCAUGGUCCCCAUUGGCCGUGGUCAGCGUGAGCUGAUUAUCGGCGAUCGCCAGACUGGCAAGACCGCCGUCGGCCUGGACACCAUUCUCAACCAGAAGCGCUGGAACGACGGCGCUGAUGAGAAGAAGAAGCUCUACUGUGUCUACGUCGCUAUCGGCCAGAAGCGUUCUACCGUUGCCCAGUUCGUCAAGACUCUUGAGGAGAACGACGCUAUGAAGUACUCCGUCGUCGUCGCCGCAACUGCCUCCGAAGCUGCUCCGCUUCAGUACAUUGCGCCUUUCACUGGUGCUUCGAUUGGCGAAUGGUUCCUUCAGAAUGGAAAGCACUCCCUUGUGAUCUUCGACGAUCUGUCGAAGCAGGCUGUUGCUUACCGUCAGAUGUCCCUGCUCCUCCGUCGUCCUCCCGGACGUGAGGCUUACCCCGGUGACGUUUUCUACCUGCACUCUCGUCUGCUCGAGCGUGCUGCCAAGCUCAACGACAAGCACGGUGGCGGUUCCAUGACUGCCCUGCCCAUCAUUGAGACCCAGGGUGGUGAUGUCUCGGCCUAUAUUCCUACCAACGUCAUUUCCAUUACCGACGGCCAGAUCUUCCUGGAGUCCGAGCUCUUCUACAAGGGUAUCCGCCCCGCCAUCAACGUCGGUCUCUCUGUCUCUCGUGUCGGUUCCGCUGCCCAGCUCAAGGCCAUGAAGCAGGUCGCUGGUUCCCUGAAGCUGUACCUGGCCCAAUACCGUGAGGUUGCUGCUUUCGCCCAGUUCGGUUCCGAUCUGGAUGCCGCCACCAAGCAGGUCCUGGCCCGUGGUGAGCGUCUCACCGAGCUUCUCAAGCAGAAGCAGUACUCGCCCAUGGCCGUCAACGAGAUGGUUCCUCUCAUCUUUGCCGGUGUCAACGGUUACCUCGAUACCGUCCCCGUCAACCGCAUUCUGGAGUGGGAGGCCGACUACCUUACUCACCUGAAGACCAACGAGUCUGAGAUCCUCGCCACCAUUGACAAGGAGGGUGCCAUCAGCAAGGAGCUCGAGGCCAAGUUGAAGGAUGUCACCAAGUCCUUCAUCCAGAGCUUCCUUAACUAA
Messenger RNA from Cordyceps militaris CM01, 1746 nucleotides. Its product is annotated as ATP synthase alpha chain. Gene Ontology annotation, biological process: proton motive force-driven ATP synthesis; proton transmembrane transport. The record is from RefSeq and is a predicted model, not a curated record. Bases 1 to 1746 code for a protein of 581 amino acids. NCBI's taxonomy places the organism in Eukaryota, Fungi, Ascomycota, Sordariomycetes, Hypocreales, Cordycipitaceae. Gene Ontology annotation, molecular function: proton-transporting ATP synthase activity, rotational mechanism; ADP binding; ATP binding. The transcript is spliced from 5 exons.